Cynara cardunculus var. scolymus (artichoke) is the source of this 756-nucleotide messenger RNA. RefSeq names its product NDR1/HIN1-like protein 13. NCBI's taxonomy places the organism in Eukaryota, Viridiplantae, Streptophyta, Magnoliopsida, Asterales, Asteraceae. Bases 1 to 756 code for a protein of 251 amino acids. The record is from RefSeq and is a predicted model, not a curated record. The transcript is spliced from 2 exons.
AUGGAGGAGAGGGGCCCUCCCUCCACUUCCAUUCAAGUCUCCGGCGACUAUCCCAACCACCACUUCCAUCAAAAUCUCCAAGACGUCCGUCCGGGGACUUACGUUGUCCAAGUCCCAAAAGACAGAAUUUACAGAACCCCACCACCGGAAAAUGCCUUGAUCGCCGAACGCCACCGUAAUGCUCCUUCUAAGAAACCAUCUGGGUUUCCUCUUAAGUGUGUCUUGAUCUCCAUCAUCAUCUUUGUGCUCUUCUUGGGCCUCAUUGGUGGGAUCAUUUUAGCUGUGAUCAAGAAAGACGACCCUCGGUUUCGGGUCAAACGUGUUCGGGUGACCACGAAAGGCAAAACCCGACAACAGAAACACGAGUUCGAUAUCACAUUGGCAUCAAGAAACCCUAAUGCUUACACCAUCAUUGCCUUUGAUGAUCAUGGGAAAACUUCUUUAUCUUUUAAAGAUAAGAAAUUUGCAAAUGGGAACUUUCCAUCAUCCCAACAAGACCCUAAAAACUCCAAGGAUGUCAAGUUAACCCUAACGAGUUCCUCAAAAACGAAGUUACCUACAGAAAUUCAAAAAAGCAUGAAUGAAACAGUAAAAUCCAAAAAACAUGUAGAUAUAUUACUCGAGUUUAGGGUUCCGGUGAAAAUGAAGGUCGGGACAUUGGAAAUGAAGAGCAAGACGAUUUCGAUGUUGUGCCAUUUCAAGCCAUGGCUGCAGCCACUUGAUGGUGGUUCGGUGGCCAUUGCUGCAGUCACUUGA